CCUAACUUAAACAGAUGAAACGAGACGCAGCUAUACGCAACAUACAAAAUAACCCAUUCUUUUUGGUCCACUCGUUAAUUUAUCUUCUGCUUGCUUUUACCUUCUAAAUAAAUAUGAUCAAUGUCUGUUCAUUCGAUAUUGUUGAUGUGUUUUUGUUGAUAAUUCCUUUGCUUUUCCUGUUGUUGUUAUUGAUUGUCUCAUUACUUCACUCAAUGGUGAACGUUGUUGUGACAAUUUUUCAUGACUCUCUUGACAGAUAAUAACGAUGAUUGAUUCAUCUACCAAUUGGUGUUGCGAUUUUCUCGAACGAGAUAGAGUAAAGGUAUUAUCAGUUUCAGCCAUGAAUUAGAUAAAAGAAUCAUGAACAUAGUUUACAUUUACGUCUAUACUGUUCUUUUCUAGAUGGAACUUUAGAUGUUUGAUUACAACCAGAAAAUAAAUAAGAAGGAGAAGAAGAAGAAAGUAUGAUUACAAGUAAAGAUCAAAUUCAACAAGUUUUUGAAGAUUGUCGAAAUAAUGUGAGACGUCGUCCAUCCUAUUGUAUCACUAAACUACAUGAAAUUGCCAAUGAACUAAUUGGACACAUUGAAUUUUCGAGAGAGAUUCGAAAAGAUUUUGGUAUACUCCUAUCAUGUGUUAUUGAAAAUGAAGUACAAUCAUUUGAUGACAUUCGUCAAGAUAUUUACGCUGAUAUUCAUCGUCAAACUAUCUUGUAUUCAAUUGAUUUACUAUGUAAAUAUAUCAUGACAUUAGAAAAACUAAUAGUUAAUGACAGUGGUAGCAACAGUAGUGGUGAACAGUCACAAAUGAAAAAAUCGGUUAAACGAAAACGAAGUGGUUCUGUUCGACACAAUAUUGAUGAAAUUCAAGUAACUGAAUAUGUUGAUGAGCGAGAAAAUGCAUUAUAUUCGUUAACAAAAUUAAUUAAUGUGGAUUUUUCACAAUUUUGGAAAGAUGGGGAAAAAGUUGAAGAAGAAGUUGGAAAGUGAGUUUAAAUUAUAAAAACAUUUUCACUAUAAUAAUGUUCUGCUAUUUUUUUUAGUGUUGUAAUUGAUGUUUGUUUGAACAUUAUUGAACAUAAUACCAUUUCGGG
Messenger RNA from Didymodactylos carnosus, 1093 nucleotides. The record is from the annotation of a GenBank genome assembly. Lineage: Eukaryota; Metazoa; Rotifera; Eurotatoria; Philodinida; Philodinidae.